AUGAACCACCUGGAACAGAUGAUGCAAGUGGAAAAUCUCUUUAAAUGGAUGAAUGUUCUCUAUUUACCAAGCACAGAUUCUCAAGCUAACUCUCUUCGUACUAAUCAACCUAAUCCUCUGCAAGUUUCCAAGAGCACAGAUUCUCAAGCUAACUCUCUUCGUACUAAUGAAUCAGAUCAAUAUCCAGAGCAGAAGAUUAAAGAUGAAUAUGCAAAGUUUUAUUUAAGUAUGGAAAGUGAAUUUGUCUUGCCAACGUCCACCGUUCAAGUUAUUGCUGAACAAAUUCAGCGCACUACAGAAUUAAGUCAUCUUUGUCUCAAGAGAAAAUUAAGAACUGAACUGGAAAGUGUUGGCUUUGAUGAAAGUGAAAUUAAUAGUAUAAUUUCCAAGGUCUUUACAUCAGAUCCUAUUUUCAACAUCCAUCAUAAAACAAAAGAUAUUGAUCAGUUGGGCACUCAUCAUUUAAGGACUAAGUACUGGAAAUCCCACUACCCAUAUGUGGAGCCCAAAGAAGUGUUUUUGGGUGUUGAUGCCAAAGGAAGAAAGAAGUGUGCUCAUUUAUUUCCCUUGAGGGAGUCGCUCACAACUUUGCUUAAAGACCCUGUCGUCAAAGCCUCGGUAUUACAAUCAUUUGAAAUUCAACCCCAAGAUGAACACACCUUCACGACAUCUAAGAUAUUUUCCGAUUUCACUGAUGGUUCGGCAUUUGCUGAUCACAUGAAACAGCACCCAGGCAAGAAAUGUCUUCUCCUUUUUCUUUAUCAAGAUGCCUUUGAUUUUGGAGCAUUUGGGCCCUCCCAAGGUGUUUAUAAGCCUUUAGCAUUUUACUAUGCUCUUGGUAAUAUUAAGGCUGAGCACCGAACCAAGUUGGGAUGCAUCCAAAUGUUGUACUUGGUUUUGGAAAAGUACUUUAAAGCUACUCUAGAAGAGGACCUCAAAGAAGUGGACAAAAUCAAAGAAGUACUUCAGCCUAUCCUUGAUGAAUUAGAAGACCUGAAGCUGAAUGGUAUUGAAAUCAAUGGCGAAAUAAUUCCUGUUUGCCUGAUGUUUGGUUUGGGUGACAAUGCUGGUCAGCAUUUCCUCGGAAGAUAUGUUGGUUCCUUCUCAGCCACUCAUUCUUGCAGAUUUUGUCCAACUUCUACUAAAGAUUUCAAAAAUAACCCCACUGAAUGUGAAGCGUUUCGCACUCCUAGAGAGUAUGAUGAAGCUGUGGAAAUAGCCAAAAAUAAGUGGAUUGCUGAGAAAGAGAGAGCUUUAGACUUUGCUAGGAGGCAGGAACACCAAGAUCCAACAAGUACCUCCAAGAAACAAGCUAUCUCCAAGCAUGCCCACAAGAAACUUAACGGUAUACAUCAUAAUGGAGUAAAGUUCUUUCCUUCUCCCCUGAAUUCAGAUAGCUUUCAUGUGUCCAAUUUUUCUCUAUGUGUUUGCCUUGGCCAUGAUCUUUUUGAAGGUAUAGUGAAGAAUAUGCUUCCUGCGAUCCUGAAACAUUUAUCCCAAGUGAAUAAAUGGUUUACUCUAGACAUUUUGAACCAUCGAAUUAGAACUUUCACCUGUGAAGGUAGUGAUAAAAACGAUGCUCCCACACCUUUAAAAUCAUUUGAUAGUCUCGGGGGAAAUGCCUCAGAAAAUUGGACCCUUCUCAGGGUUUUACCUUUCUUAAUCGGCGACUUCAUUCAAGAUAAAGAAGAUGAAAUGUGGUGUCUGUACUUGCAGCUGAAAGAGAUAGUUGAAUUAGUUACUGCUCCAAGAAUUUCUCUACAGCAGGUUUUAUACCUCAAGUCAUUGAUCAAAGACUAUCUGCUGGAUGUGGAAAAGUUGUUGCCAGCUUGCUUAUAUCCUAAGCAACACCUAUUACUGCACUACCCUGAUUUAAUUCUGAAGUUUGGCCCACUUAUCAGACUUUUCACUUUGCGCUUUGAAAGCAAGCAUUGUUUUUUCAAAAGUGUAGCGAAGGCUUGUAGAAACUACAUAAAUAUUACUUAUACGUUGGCUCGAAAGUAUGCAUUCAAGUUUGCACUGGACCACAGCGAUGGGCUCCUUCCACCAGACAUUUCUUUCAAUUCUCGGGACGUUGUCAGAGCAUGUGAUGUAGCAUGGACUAAAGAACAAAUGGAUGUCAUUAAUACUAUUCAGGAUCUUGAGAAGAUAAAAGUCUUAGACAAAGUGGAGGUUUAUGGAGUGAAGUAUAGCACCAGUGAAAUCCUCCAGCUGGAUCUUCUUAGAAUUUGUGAUCUUGAAGUUGGUGUUAUAGAAAAAAUACUUAUGGACCACCACAAUAAUGUUGCAUUUUUAAUUGAAGUAAUGUCUGCCACUAACAGCUUCAAUGGUCACUUUAAAAUUCACCCUUCCAAGAACAAAGAAUUUAGGAUUAUCACAUAUGAAGACCUUGUUGACUAUUACCCACUUCCAGUCUAUAAUUUUGGUAGGGCAAAAUGUUUUGUCCUAAAGCAUUCUGCACCAUUUGUCUUGCAAUAG
Molecule: messenger RNA, 2478 nt
Organism: Frankliniella occidentalis (western flower thrips)
Lineage: Eukaryota; Metazoa; Arthropoda; Insecta; Thysanoptera; Thripidae
Exons: 2
Coding region: 1-2478 (825 amino acids)
Source: RefSeq, a predicted model, not a curated record